CGUCAGAUCCUGUCACAAGGUGAACAUAGAUGCUUCAAAGACAGCUUUUUCUCUCCUGUCGUUACUAGUUAGUAAAAUUAGCCAAACUCUCAUCGUUAUCGGACAACUUAAAAUGGGUAGUUGAUACAAUGAUUAGAUUAAUACUAAAUGUAUCCAUUUGUGAAGAAUUGAGAAUGGAUCAUCUGUAUAAACUGUCAACGUUUGCUCCUGGUCGUAGGUUUGCUAGCUAACGUGGUUAGCUAUAUUUGUAGCCAGAGCACUCUCUUCUUGUAGCUAGCUAGUUUAGCUGGCUAACUCUGCUCGGCCAGCUACGGGCGAACAACAACUAGCUAAUCCAGCCACUUGUCAGCACAGUUCAUUGUAACUAACUACGUAAGUCUGACAGUUAACGUUAGCUAAAGAGAAUGGCGUCGUCAUUUGUGAUUGGAAACACAUUUCGAGAGAGGGUAAGAGACUUGCUGGAGAAGGAUGAGGCUUCAGUUCCAACAGAACUACAGAACGAAUUGGAAGAUAUUCUUCAACAGGAACAACCAUCAACUCUGUCUUUCAGAACUGCAAGAAAACUUCAUAAAUGUCUGCUAGACAAUGGUCAACCCUUCUACCUUAAUGAGUUGUUGGAGGACAGCUCAUUGCACCUGCCUAAGGUUGAAACGCCCCCCAGAAACCCUGUGCUCGUGGCUCGUCUGGAGAGAAUCAGAGCCAAGUUGGCCAAUGAAGAAUACAACAGGAUCACACGGAAUGUAAACACUCAGCAAAUGAAUCGUCGUGAGACAUUGGCGGACUUUGGGAGAGAAGUGCGCUCAGCCAAAGCUGCUGUUGUGACGGUCUUAAACUUCCUAGUGACAGUGGUGGCGACGUUCGCCUGCUCCUAUCUCGGCAGUCAAUACCUCUUCACAGAGACAGCGGCGAGGGUGAUAUCUGCAGUGAUUGCUGCAUCCGUAGUCGGCCUGGCAGAGCUGUAUGUUCUGGUACGGACCAUGGAGGGAGAGCUAGGAGAACCAUAGCGCCAGUCAGUGUUCUUAUCAACAAAACACAUUGCUGGAGAACUAUGCCCUUACCUGACCCACUAGUGGACUUCAAAACAGAAAUCAAAGGGGUUACAUUUACAUUACAUUUUAGUCAUUUAGCAGAUGCGCUUAUCCAGAGUGACUUACAGGAGCAAUUAGGGUUAAGUGCCUUGCUCAAGGGCACAUCGACAGAUUUUUCACCUAGUCAGCCCGGGGAUUCGAACCAGCAACUCUUCGCAUACUGGCCCAACCUCUUAACCGCUAGGCUACCUGAGUGGAAGUCGAUGUACAGCUUUGACUUAACCCCAAAACUAGUGAUAAGAAUUGUCCCACGUUAUUCAUGAAUUGAAAACGGAUUAGUGUGAGGAUCUUGAAUGUGACCCAGAUGUAAAAGUUGUUUGUGCUUUACCAUCGCUGCUCUAUCAUGAUGACGUUGACUCCGUGUUUCCCAACUCAUUUAUUUACUAAUGUGCACUAAACAAGUUGGGAUAUUUAGCUAUUUAUUUCCAUCCAUUUUGCUUUCAUAGGGCCUGUUAAAAUAACCCCAUUUAAAAGAAAAUGUAGGUUAAUUUCCUACUAGGAUGUAUCAGGGAUUUUUUCAUACAAUAGUUUAUUCAUACUGUACUUUACACUCCUUCAGUGUGUUUCUGUGUAGUCAAUGUUUGUUUGUCUACUCAAUAAAAUGAGCGGCUAUGUAAUUACAAACUCUAA
Messenger RNA from Salvelinus namaycush (lake trout), 1718 nucleotides. RefSeq names its product transmembrane protein 199-like. The coding region runs from base 405 to 1004 and encodes 199 amino acids. The record is from RefSeq and is a predicted model, not a curated record. Gene Ontology annotation, cellular component: endomembrane system. The transcript has 6 exons. Lineage: Eukaryota; Metazoa; Chordata; Actinopteri; Salmoniformes; Salmonidae. Gene Ontology annotation, biological process: vacuolar proton-transporting V-type ATPase complex assembly.